Aspergillus melleus is the source of this 1664-nucleotide messenger RNA. Its product is annotated as succinate dehydrogenase flavoprotein subunit. Gene Ontology annotation, biological process: mitochondrial electron transport, succinate to ubiquinone; tricarboxylic acid cycle. Gene Ontology annotation, molecular function: flavin adenine dinucleotide binding; succinate dehydrogenase (quinone) activity; electron transfer activity. Lineage: Eukaryota; Fungi; Ascomycota; Eurotiomycetes; Eurotiales; Aspergillaceae. The coding region runs from base 1 to 1629 and encodes 542 amino acids. The transcript is spliced from 2 exons. The record is from RefSeq and is a predicted model, not a curated record.
AUGACCCGGGACGAUUAUCGAUGGCACAUGUACGAUACAGUCAAAGGAUCCGACUGGCUUGGGGAUCAGGACGCGAUCCAUUAUAUGACGCGAGAAGCCCCGCAAGCUAUUUAUGAGCUGGAAGGAUAUGGGAUGGCCUUUUCACGAACCGAGGACGGCAGAAUCUAUCAGCGGGCUCUGGGUGGACAGAGCUUGGAGUAUGGGCGCGGAGGGCAGGCAUAUCGGACGGCCUGCGCCGCGGACCGGACCGGACAUGCUAUGUUGCAUGCAUUAUACGGACAGGCAUUGAAGCACGACACUGAAUUUUUCGUCGAAUUCUUCGCGCUCGACCUGCUGAUGGUGAACGGAGCUUGUGUUGGGGUUAUUUGCUUAUCUCUAGAAGAUGGCAGUCUCCAUCGAUUCUUCGCUCGUAAUACUGUCCUCGCCACGGGGGGCUAUGGCAGGGCUUACUUCUCCUGCACAUCUGCUCAUACUUCAACGGGGGAUGGCAGUGCCAUGGUCGCGCGUGCCGGCCUUCCAAAUCAGGACAUGGAGUUCGUCCAGUUCCAUCCAUCUGGUAUAUAUGGAGCCGGGGUGCUGAUCACUGAAGGCGCACGCGGCGAAGGGGGAUACUUGCUUAAUUCCCAAGGCGAGCGUUUUAUGGAACGAUAUGCUCCUACCGCCAAGGAUCUUGCGAGUCGAGAUGUGGUAGCCCGCGCCAUGAACCUGGAAAUUCGGGAGGGGCGUGGAUGCGGACCACACCGUGAUCACAUCCAUCUGCAGCUGUCACAUCUACCGCGCAAUCUUAUUCAAAAUCGGCUACCUGGCAUUAUGGAGACGGCCUCUAUUUUCGCUGGCAUCGAUAUCACUCGAGACCCUAUACCAGUGGUGCCAACAGUCCAUUACUGCAUGGGUGGAAUUCCAACAAACUUCAAGGGUCAGGUCCUGAGGAUCGAUAAAGAUUCCAUGGAGAGCACCGAGUCUCCCGUCCCCGGUCUUUAUGCUGCGGGCGAAGCAGCCUGCGUUAGCGUCCAUGGAGCCAAUCGGCUUGGCGCCAACUCUCUGUUGGAUAUCGUGGUAUUUGGGCGUGCAUGUGCCAUUGACAUCGCUGAGAACAACGAGCCCAAUAUGCCGCUACAGUCGUCUUGCUCGGAGAACCCGACCGUUGGGCUGGAUUCUAUCAGGGACAUGCACCGCGUCCGGACCGCGGAUGGCGAUAUGUUGACGGCACAAAUCCGCGAGCAGCUCCAGCGAGCUAUGCAGUCAGACGUUGCUGUCUUUCGGACCGAGGCGUCCCUCAUCGAAGGCACAUCUAAAGUACAACAAGUGCAGCACGAUUUCUCGACGCGAUUAGCCACGAGGGAUCGUAGUUUAAUAUGGAACUCGGACCUUGUAGAGACACUGGAAUUGCGGAAUUUGCUGACCUGUGCAGCACAGACCGCGCAUGCAGCUGUGCAGAGAACAGAAAGUCGGGGAAGCCACGCUCGAGAGGACUUCCCGGAAAGAGACGACGUGGGCUGGCUGCGGCAUAGUUUGACGUGGCAAGGCCGAGAAGAUGAGGAUGUGCACGUGGGGUACCGAGAGGUCAUGAUGAAGACAUUGGAUGAGAUAGACUGCGCAAAUGUUGCCCCCGUGAAGCGAAGCUAUUGAAAGGAGAUUGAGGUUGAUAGCGAGGAGAAAGCAGA